This is a messenger RNA of Sitodiplosis mosellana (orange wheat blossom midge), 1158 nucleotides long. It is a transcript of the gene Non3, whose product is annotated as ribosome production factor 2 homolog. The transcript is spliced from 2 exons. Lineage: Eukaryota; Metazoa; Arthropoda; Insecta; Diptera; Cecidomyiidae. Gene Ontology annotation, biological process: maturation of LSU-rRNA from tricistronic rRNA transcript (SSU-rRNA, 5.8S rRNA, LSU-rRNA); ribosomal large subunit assembly. The coding region runs from base 165 to 1097 and encodes 310 amino acids. Gene Ontology annotation, molecular function: rRNA binding. The record is from RefSeq and is a predicted model, not a curated record. Gene Ontology annotation, cellular component: nucleolus.
AAAUUUGACGGCGGCUCUAAACGUCUGACAAAACGUGCUUGGCGAUCUAAAACACACGUUUAUCGUUCGUAUAAACAACGUUUUGGUUAGAAUAGUGUUCGAAAACGACUUUGAAAGAAAUAUUUAAUAUUUUUCCUUGGUUUUUGUUUAUUUAAAAGAUCAAAAUGUCACUUCUUCGUAUAAGAAAGCCAACCACACACAAGGGAAAGAAGAUUCUGUUGAAGCGUGAGCCACAAAUCAAAGAAGAUGCAAAAAACACAUUGCUUCUUGAAGGACGAAAAUGUUCCGGUCACAUAAAACAAGUUCUUAAGGAUAUUUAUCAACUAAAAAAACCGCUGUGCAAAAAGUUGUCUCGCAGUAAUGACAUCACUCCAUUUGAAGACACCAGCUCGUUGCAAUUCUUGGUUGACAAAAAUGAUUGCACUUUAUUUAUGUUUGGUUCAUCAUCGAAAAAGCGUCCCGACAACUUGGUAUUGGGACGGUUAUUCGAACAAGAACUCCUAGAUAUGGUUGAAUUGGGCAUCAAACAGUUUAAAUCGAUGAGGGAAUUUCAAAAUGAAAAAAUCGGUACUUGUGUAAAACCCUGUUUGGUAUUUAACGGUCCAAAGUGGACACAAACGGAGGAUAUGCGCCGGUUGAAAUCAUUGUUUAUUGAUGCAUUUCAUCGUGAAACUGUGAACGCCAUUCGAUUGCAAGGCAUUGAACAUGUUUUAAGCUUCACACUGACUGAAGACAACCAGAUUUUGGUGCGUUCAUACAAAAUUGCUCUGAAGAAAUCCGGAUUGAAAACACCAAGAAUUGAAGUCAAUGAAAUUGGUCCAUCAAUUGAUUUUUCUGUACGGCGUACGAAAAUUGCUUCCGAAGAUCUCUACAAAUUGGCACGCAAACAACCGAAACAAUUGAAGACGGUGCAGAAAAAGAACAUUUCACGAGACAACUUGGGCAAUACACAUGGUCGCGUUCACGUGGGCAAACAGCAAAUUGGUAAAGUCCAAACGAGAAAAGUACGAGCAUUGCGAAAGAGCCCAGAAGAAAAGAAAUUGAAGCGUCAAGAGAAACGGGCGGCAGAAAAACAGGCCAAACAACAAGCUGAAUAAAUUAUACCUUUACUCACAUUUUAUUGGUUUCAAUAAACAAACAUACAUUUUCAUAUGGAAA